AUGGAUGAGAUGGCAGGGAUUGUUGAGGCGUGCUUUGGAGAAACAAUUCGCGAGGCAACACGUCUCUUGGACAGAAACGGAGAGCAUUUUCUUUUGUGUGGACUGGACCCGGAGGUGCUUCUGAUUGUGCUUGGGCUGGUGAGGACCUAUGCAGAAAGAAUGAACAGGACAGUGGUGCAAGUCCUUCCAACCACUCCCAAAGAUGAGAAUCCUGGCGGAAAAGUUUUCUUUAUCGAUAUAGAUGGCGAAAUGCCGAUGUCCCGCCAGCUCCAUGUAUACCACUAUCUUGAAAAGACCAGGAGGCAUCCCUGCUGUCUUGUGCUUGUAUCGAGCUCGUGCACUUCUCUAGACAGGCUGGAGCGACGUGUUAAGUCAAGGUUCAACCAUCGGGUGUUUUUCUUGGGCUUUCUUCCCCUUGGAUCAUACAAGAUUCUGUACAGGAAACUCACGGGGGCAGAUGACGAGGAAGACGUGCAGAGACAGUACACCGUCAACCCAAGCAUUUCGGAACUGUCAAAAAGAGCAAUCAUGAAAAAGUAUAGGAUUCUGGAGUACUCGGCAGAAACCCUCUAUGCCCUGCUCAACCCCGUUCACAUAGCACUUGUGCUGAUGGCAUUCAGAAAAAGAAUAAAGUACAUCAACUGCGUGUCCGAGUUCCGAGCCUUUACAUCAAGUGUCAACGAGCUCAAGGGAACAACCAGCAUGGAGAUUCUGCUCUACUUCCUCGACAUCCUUGACUUCGGCCUUAUCGACAAAGAGGGUGCUCUUCUUGUCGAUGCAUGCAGCUUCAAGAGGCAUGUUUCCAGCGUCAGGCCCUUGUAUCUGAAGAGCCUGAUGCACAAAAGCACGUAG
Molecule: messenger RNA, 852 nt
Organism: Encephalitozoon cuniculi GB-M1
Lineage: Eukaryota; Fungi; Microsporidia; Unikaryonidae
Exons: 1
Coding region: 1-852 (283 amino acids)
Source: RefSeq, marked provisional